AGUUAAUUACACAGAAACGAAAGAGAUUCUUCUAGAGUCGUUCCUCUACGUCUUCUUCUUCCCCUAAAUCCUCUCGAUUGGGUUUCUUCUCUGUCUUUUAGAUCCUCUUCCUCCACCACUCGAUCUUUACCUCUUCAAGAUGACGAGGUUUAUAUGUGAGAUCUGUCAAAUGAGCUAACUUUUAAGGCAUUCAAGAAGACGAUUUAGUUUUUGUGGUCUUGUUUUUGAGUCAACAGAAAGAAACUUACAACAGUAAGGAUGUCAAGCGGUGGAAAUACCCACUGGUGUCAUAGAUGCCAGCGUGCUGUCCGGCUACACGGUCGAGAUCCUGUAUGUUCUUAUUGUGGAGGAGGGUUUGUUGAAGAGCUUGGUACGCCUCAAGCAAGCCCAUUUGAUAUGUUUAGAUCUCACAGGAAUGUUGUGGGACGUGAUCCAACUUUUGAUCUCAUGGAUGCUUUCUCCGCCUUUAUGAGGAACCGAGAAAACAGAGGAAGAGCCAUCGGUUCUGGUCCUGAAAACUUUCCUAGCCUAGCUCCUCUCUUGAUCUUUGGUGGUCAGGUUCCUUAUAGACUCUCUGGAGACAAUGCACUAGAAGCUCUGUUUAAUGGUGGCUCACCAGGCAUUGGCAUCACACGUGGUAACACUGGUGACUAUUUCUUCGGUCCUGGUCUUGAAGAGCUCUUUGAGCAGCUUUCAGCUGGCUCUACUCGCAGAGGCCCACCACCUGCUCCUAGAUCUUCAAUAGAUGCAUUGCCAACGAUCAAGAUCGCUCAGAGGCAUCUUAGGUCGUCUGACUCGAACUGUGCUGUGUGCAAAGACGAGUUCGAAUUGGGAGCUGAAGCUAAACAGAUGCCUUGUAACCACAUCUAUCAUUCUGACUGCAUUGUCCCGUGGCUGGUUCAGCAUAACUCGUGCCCUGUCUGUCGCCAAGAGCUGCCAUCAGGUAGAGGAUCUUCAAGCAGUCAAACCAGAGCCACAACCAGAAACAACAGUAGUAGUAGUAGUAGUAACAGUCGUGAGAGCAGCAAUGAAAGGAGGAAUCCUUUCUCUUCCUUUUGGCCAUUUCGUUCGUCCGGUUCAGCCUCGAGCUCUACUCAAAACCGCGAAAGCAGCACACGAAACUCGGAAGCAACAGAUGAGAACCAUAACUACCAUCACCAGCAACAGCAACAAUCACAUAUGGGUUACAGUGGGUGGCCUUUUGAUUACUAA
This is a messenger RNA of Eruca vesicaria subsp. sativa (arugula), 1212 nucleotides long. The record is from the annotation of a GenBank genome assembly. NCBI's taxonomy places the organism in Eukaryota, Viridiplantae, Streptophyta, Magnoliopsida, Brassicales, Brassicaceae.